Cucurbitaria berberidis CBS 394.84 is the source of this 1955-nucleotide messenger RNA. RefSeq lists its product as uncharacterized. NCBI's taxonomy places the organism in Eukaryota, Fungi, Ascomycota, Dothideomycetes, Pleosporales, Cucurbitariaceae. The record is from RefSeq and is a predicted model, not a curated record. The coding region runs from base 367 to 1524 and encodes 385 amino acids. The transcript is spliced from 3 exons.
UGCUGGGCAACAUAUGGUGCAAUCACAACCCUCCGAGUCCCUGCACGGGUGAUCCCCGAGGCACGGGCGGGCGCGGUAGAGUCGCAAGUGCGCUUGUUAGAGCGCUGCGUCAUUUCGCGUGAAGGGACUGUUAAUGGCGAGCCGUCGUCGUCCGUUUCUCCAACAUUCUCACGACUUACGACUGCAUUUUUCUUGGUGUUUGAAAGAGCUGUUGCGUAUGCGCUAGACGUAAGAGAUAUAUAGAGACUUAUCCUUGGUGAUCGUGUGUUGGAUUGAUCUUGUGAUCCUAUCAACAUUCCUGGUUGUUUAUCACGCACGCGCCUAGACAUCUUGUGAGCGUGCGCACUCACUACCAACACCUUCAACAUGAAUUACGCAUCAUGGAUCGAGGAGAAGAACUUGAAGAAAACCUUCAUCGUAGCCACGCUUGCCUCCACCCUCGUCGGGACUUUCACGGCGUCCAUGGGCCUCUGGGAACGUGUGGCCGAUAGACGCGAGCAGCAUAGACAACGACAGCGUGACACGAAGCAGGAUGGCGAGAUCAAGCUAUUAAGAGAACAGUUUGAGAAAACUCAACAAGCGUCCGAAAGCCGACAACAGGAGAUUGAGCGUUUAAAGAAUGGUGGCGCUAGCGGUGGAGGCGGAGGUGGAGGAAGGCAGCGCGAUGAAGUUGGGAACAAUCUUGAAAGGGACAGUGUCAUGAUCCAGCGAAUGUACGAUGAUAUGUAUGGGAGAAUGGGAAAGCGAUUCGCACAAGGUGAUGCCAUUGUCGAGAACCAGCUGCAAGCACAGAUCAUUUCGCUCCAGCAGACAGUUAUCAACGUUCUUCAAGACGCACUAUACAACGACCGCCAGCUUACCCGUGCCGACAUGGCGAAGCUCAUCGCUGCCUCCAAUUCCGCCCGCGAAGGCUCACUCGACGCACUGCGCCAGGCGCAACACAGACUCGGCUCGAAUGCUUCCAAUCGCUCUCCGUCUCCGCAGAGAUCCAUAGCACCGCCAAAGCGCGCAUCCACGACUAUCCUCGAUGGUCCCGACCAGCUCUUUUGUCGUUACAGCCUAGACCUCCAAUACAUCCAGAACAAGCCCCUCGCGGCCUCAUUCGCACCGGGCGGCUCCUGCCAGUGCCCAGCAUGUGGCGUCCGCCUCGAUGUGACCGCAGACGAUUUCUGGAUGAUCGGCAAGCGCAUGCCAGUGACUGUCAUUGACAAGGGCUAUGAGUCGGAAAUCUUCGAGACGCGCGAGUUCCGCCUAGGGCAGCGCUUUGUGCUCAAGUGCCAUACGCCUGAUGGCGAGUACGCGUGUACCAUAUGCAAUAAGAACAGGGACGUGGAUGCUAUCUGCCGAAACGUGGAGAGCCUGGUGAAACACGUUGGAACGUACCAUGAUGCCGACGAACUGGAUAGGGAAAUCGACCUGCGAGAGAUCAAGGUCGAUACGAGGAGGCUGAGCUUACCCGCGCCGAGGGUACCGAGCCCGCCCCUCUCACGAAGGGAAGAGGUUGACAUGAGGGAGUACCGAUGAGCGUGACUUUAAAGAGAAAAAACGCGAAAUGGUACAUUUAAGAAGGGAGGCCUAGAGUAUAUAGCGAGGCGUUUGGCAGCAUGUCUGUUCAUUUUGUGGGGUUUCAGGUGUCAAAGACGGUGCAUGUUAUGAAUUUCUUUUUACGAUGUACGAGUUAUAUGACGACACGACUUCUAUGCCUCUCAAUCAAUACAUUUAGCUACUUGGUUUAGUGGAGUCUAUAUCCUUCCGUUUUACACUUGUAAUGUGAUUGUGCAAAUCUUGCUCCUGAGUGUUUACUGUCACUGCUAUGAAAAGGAUCACUACGCAACACGUUCACCUACGAAGGAGAAAUUAAGGGGUUUAAGCUGCUCAGGUUUUGUUACCGACGCUUAAUAAAAUAUCAAACCAGACACUAGUGUAUAAAGUGCAAAACUACGCGCAAUACUCGG